CAUUUAGAAGCCACAUGGCUCAAAUCAGCUGGGCUUCAGGCUUUACAACAUCAUCGAGGACCGACACAGGUCGAAGUUGUCCUCUCUACUCAAGCUACAUACACAGACUUUGAUAUGCUGCACCAGAUAGAGCGGGAUUUAUUGGAUGACUGUCCGGGAGCAUUGAUGGAUGACCCCCCUAAUUUAUCUGAAUCUCCUCAGUCACAGCCCUCCACCACCACUAAUAUAUCAGAACACGAAUUUUCUUGUCACUGUUGCUACGACAUCUUGGUGAACCCCACCACUUUGACCUGCGGCCAUAGCUUCUGCCGCCACUGUCUGGCUCUGUGGUGGGAGUCGUCACACAAGAACGAAUGUCCAGAGUGCCGGGAGAAGUGGGAAGGCUUUCCUAAAAUCAACAUACUGCUGAGGGAUACAACUGACAAACUGUUUAGUGAGGUGGUUCAACGGAGGAGAGCAGAGAUCCAGGCUAACCCCAGAGUCUCCCGGAGCUUGUUGGCUUUCCAGAGAUAUGGUGACAACUUGGGUAGAGCCAGGACAAACCAGCACAAAGGAGCAGGCUUCUUCUUUUCUGGAGUCCUAACUGCACUCACAGUUGUGGCUGUGAUGGUGCUGGUGUAUCACUGGAGUACUGGGACGGCGGAGCAGCAUGACCUGCUGAUCAGUAAACCCGUGUCUCACUGGACGCCGGAGGAAGUCGUGUCCUGGCUGGACCACUUGGGCCCCUGGGCCCAGCUGUACAGAGAACCCUUCAAACACGAGAAUGUCAAUGGGAGGUUACUGUUGAUGUUGGGAGAUGAAGAGUUGUUACAGCCUCCUUACAGCAUAGAAAAUCAGGCUCACAGACGGGCUGUUCUGGCUGAACUGGACAGAGUUAAAACCCUUGGGGUCAAACCUCCACAGAACCUCUGGGAGUACAAGGUGGCUAAUGCAGGGAAGUCUCUGUUCUUGCUGUAUGCACUGAAGCGCUCCCCUCGUCUCACAAUCUUGUACUUGUAUUUAUUUGACUACUCUGAAACGUUCCUGCCCUUCCUGCACACCUGCUGCCCGGCCAUCACACACAUGGACCAGUCAGUAGAGAGCAGCUUCCUCAACACACAGUUGGAGCCAAGCUGGCAACAGUGGACAGAGUUUCUUGUGAAGUACCUCCUGCUUCCAUACCAGCUGAUUGCAGAGUUUGCUUGGGAUUGGUUGGCCGUCCACUACUGGACGUCUCGCUUCAUUAUUGUUAAUGCCAUGCUGCUGUCUGUGCUGGAAGGCUGUGCUCUGUGGAGUCUCUGGAGAAGAACCAGAAUCAGGGCUCUGCCACACAAGAUGUGGAACCACUUGUGGAAGAUGUUAUCUCAGGGAUUUGCUUUCGCUCUCCUGUGGCCUUUUGUCCCGCAGUUUGUGUGCAACUGCCUCUUUUACUGGGCCCUCUACUUCAGUCCCAUCAUUAAUAUAGACCUGGUGGUGCAGCAGCUCAUGCACCGAGAAACACAGGCACUGUAGCAAAUUGCAUGUAGUCAGUGUCCCAUUCAUGCUGUACAGUUACGGUAACAGCAAAUAAAGUAAAUAGCCAGAAAUCCA
This is a messenger RNA of Monopterus albus (swamp eel), 1569 nucleotides long. RefSeq names its product bifunctional apoptosis regulator. Gene Ontology annotation, molecular function: ubiquitin protein ligase activity; protein binding. The record is from RefSeq and is a predicted model, not a curated record. Gene Ontology annotation, cellular component: nucleus. The transcript is spliced from 9 exons. NCBI's taxonomy places the organism in Eukaryota, Metazoa, Chordata, Actinopteri, Synbranchiformes, Synbranchidae. Gene Ontology annotation, biological process: proteasome-mediated ubiquitin-dependent protein catabolic process. Bases 115 to 1491 code for a protein of 458 amino acids.